UUUAAUGUAUUUCAUUUCAGUUCCCAACUAUUUCAGAACCCAUUUACUUCGGUGUUGUUUCGAAUUGAUAAAGACUAAAGUUUUACGUUAGACAGCAACUGACAAUAAAUUCGUAUUCAAAACAUAUGUAUAAAUGAUUUAAGCAUUAAGGACACAUUAAAACAUCAAACAAAAAGUGGACCUAUAGAUACUGCAAAACCUAAGAUCUUAAUUUUUUUUGAAACAAAUUAAUCAAAGUACCUUUAAUACCUUAAUUACAAGUCUGGUAUCUAAUAAAAUAAGCAAAAAUGAAUCAAGCUCAAUUAGACUUUGGUCCUCAAUGUGAAUUGGAUCAAUUGGAGAAGCUUAAACGCGUUGCCGAGAUACAUAUCGACUUUGCUGACCUUUAUCGUCCUAUGUUAGGGGCAAAAGCGAACCUAAAUGGAUCAGAAAAAAAUUGGAGUCCUUGGAAAUCUGUAAAGGAAGGUUCUUAUUACAUAGGAAAUGCAUGGGAUUUAGUGAAGCUAUAUAAAGAAUACAUACCUGGUUCGAUAAAAAACAAAAAUAUAAAAUCCGUUAAUGACUGUCUAAUUGAUUUGGAAUUUGAUCGAAAACAUAUGACAUCAGGAUAUACAGAUGAAGCUUACGGUGGACAAACUGAAUGUUUCGUUUCCAAAGGGCAAGGAAAAAAAUAUUAUGAAUUAUUGCACAGUGAUACGAUGAAAAGUGUAGUAUCAUUUUUGAAAAUUGUUGAACUUAAUAUUGACAUUCCUGUAAAAAGAUUUCUAGAAUCAAUUAAUCAUAUAUUACCGUUGGCGUUGGCUCGUUUUGAAAAGUUAAUGAAAGCCAUAGAAAAUGAUAAUCUUAUUGAAGUUGAAAAUUGUUUCAAAAAUGUUAUAGAUGUUAACUUCCAAAAUUCUGAUGGAAUAUCACCAUUACAUCGGGCUGUUUACAAUGGCAAUGAAGAUAUAAUAAAUUUCUUGUUAAAAAAGGAAGCAAAACUUGUUCAAACUACCAACAAAGGUAAUACACCAUUGCAUAUAGCUUCUUUGAAAGGUUUUAAUGAAGUUGUAGAAAUUUUAUUAAAACACAUAAGUCUUAGUGAACUAAAUAACUUUAUUAAUGCUAAAACAACUUCCGGUGGUACUACAUCACUUCAUGUUGCAUCUAAAAAUGGCUUUUUCGAAGUUGUAAAGACCUUAUUAAAGCAUGGUGCAAUUUAUAACAUAAAGAAUAAGGAAGGUAAAACACCGCUUGAUCUUUCUCAAAAUCAACAAGUUACUAAAUUAUUGAAAUCUAUGGAAGAAUUAUUUAAAGAUAUACAAAAUGGUAAUGUUGAAGCUAUCAAUAAGCUUAGCAAAAUAGAACGCGAAGAAUUUCUAGCUAUAACAAAUGCCCGAAAUAAUCAGGAAAAUACAUUACUGCAAGUUGCUGUAACUAAUAAAAAUAAAACUAUUGCAGCUAAAUUGUUAAAAAUGCUUACAGAAUCAUCAGAUCAAGAAGUUCAAUCUAUAAUAAGUCCUGAAUUUAAAUUGGAGCAACUUAAGAAGCUUAAAAGUGCUAUUAAUAUACAUUUCAAAUUUUCUAAAUUGUAUCUGCCAAAGUUAACGAAUAUGUCGCAUCCAAAUGGGGGAGAAAAAAGGAAUAAUGUUUGUCGUUAUUUAAGUCUAAAGGAAGGUUCUUAUUAUCUAGGAAAUGUACAUAAAGUAGUUAAGGUGUACACAGAUUGUCCACCUGGAUUAAUAGAUGAUACAAAUUUAGAUUCCGUAAGCAAUUUUCUACUUAACCUAGAAUUUGAUCCAAAACAUAUAACGAAAGGGUAUUCUGAUUUAUGUGUUGGUGAAUGCUUCGUUUCCAAAGGGCAAGGAACUAAAUAUUAUGAGUUAUUGCACAAUGAGUCAAGGAGCGUUGUAAGAUCGUUUAUAGAAAUGGUUAAACUUCAUAUUGAUAUGCCUUUGAAAAAGUCUUUAGAAACAAUUAAUCAUAGAUUAGAGUCUGGUUUAGAAAUUGACAGUGACAUUGAAAACUUAAAAAAGACUGAUGAAAAUACACCAAUUUACCAGGCUGUUAAAAGUGAAAGCAUUGAAAGUGUCAAGUCUUUACAAAAAAAUGGAUCAAAAGUUAAUCAAAUUACUAAUAAAAAUGAAACAUUACUGCAUAUAGCUGCUUGCAAUGGUGAUAGUAUGUUGGUUGAAUUUUCAUUACAAAGCGUUAAUCAUGAUGAAUUAAAUAAUUUUAUUAAUAAACAAACAACUAGUGAUGGGGCUACACCAUUACAUAUUGCAAGUGAAAAUGGUUUUUUAGAUGUUGUAAAAUCAUUAUUAAAAAAUGGUGCAAUUUAUAAUCUUAAAAAUGCAAAUGGUAAAAUGCCAAUUGAACUUUCGCAAAAUCAAAAUAUUAAUAAAUUGUUUAAAUUAAUUGAAGAUGCAUUUGAAAAUGCAAAAAUUGGUAAUGAAGAAAUUAUUAAGAAAUUAAAGAAACUAAAGCAUGAUGAUUAUUUAGCUGUGACAAAUGCUCGUAAUAAUAAAGGGCAAACAUUAUUGCAAUAUUCUGUAGCUAUAGCAAAUAAGCAUACUUGUUUUAUGAAUAAAUUAUUAGAAUGCUAAAAAGUAUUUAUAAAAAUGAAGUUAAAAUUAAAUUACCUAUAAUUAAUUUAUUUUUAAUAAAAGGGUUGGAGUAAAAAUGUUGAAAAGUAAUUUUGUAUCAUUUUGGAAUAGUAUUUUUGUUUAUUUAUCAAAGUUAGUAAAUUAAUGUCAAAUGGAAAAAUUAAUAAAUG
Molecule: messenger RNA, 2755 nt
Organism: Episyrphus balteatus (marmalade hoverfly)
Lineage: Eukaryota; Metazoa; Arthropoda; Insecta; Diptera; Syrphidae
Product: alpha-latrotoxin-Lg1a-like
Exons: 2
Coding region: 288-2585 (765 amino acids)
Molecular function (GO): protein binding
Source: RefSeq, a predicted model, not a curated record